AUCAGGAACACCUGCUCGCGCAUCAGGAAAUCCUUGAAGACUCAAGUCGGAGCGUCCUCCGAAGGAUGCAGAACUGGGACGCAGCUGGUAUCAAAAUAGCAGCCUCAACGUUUUGUUCUGGAUGAAUCCAUACAACCUAAUGCGUGUAUUUACGGAAUGCCAUGGAGUCGAGUGUGGACUCUGGAACAGAGCUUUUCUCCAUGAUGGAUGAUAAAGGUGCCCUCAGCCAACCGAAGACCCCAAACAUUGUUGUAGAGAAUGACGGGCGUACCAUCUCACUGCAAGUACUGGAAUUUAAAACAAGUCUUCUGGAGGCGGUUGAAGAGCUGCAUAUUCACAGGGAUGCUGAAACAAGAUAUGAGGAGCAGAUUUGUAAACUUGUGCUGGAGAAGCAGGAGCUGGAAUGGCAAAAGGAGUCUUUACAAAGUCAGAAUUCUAGAAUUUCAAACGAAAAUUCUGAGUCACUCGCCGCUGCAAAAAAGCAGUUUCAGGCCCAAAUCCGAAAAUUUGAGGGAGAAAAGGGUAAGAACCAGCUGGCUGCCGAACUGAAAGACAAAGAGAUCAUCAGCCUCAAAGAAGAACUAAAACAGCUGCAGUUGCUCAGGUACAGUUCGGAGAAGAAAUUAGGCGAGCUGGAGCAAAAGUUGCAGCUGCAGACACAAACGAAAGACAGCCACCUGAACCAGCUGGGAGAAGUGGAGAGGCGUUUCGCUGCCAUCUCCAGACAGUGUGCCAUGGUCAAACAGGCCCAUGACAAACUCGAACAAAAUGUUGAAGAGGCCAUGCGAAUUAAUAAAAAGCUCACAUCCAUCAAUGAAAAACGAGAAUCGUCGAUUAAAACCUUGAAAGAGGACUUGGAGAGAAUCAACAAAGAGCUGGUCACAUUCAAAGUGUCAUCGGUCUGCAAACCUGGAGAGGAACGUUUACAGAAUGUUCUGAAAGAGCAAGAGUUUCAACUGCUUCAGCACAAACUCCUUGUGGAAACAGAAUUUAACAAAAAACUGAGAAAUGAAAUGGCCACUGAAAGGGCAGAGAAGCAGGAGGUAUUGAGAUCCCUCAACCACAGUCAGAGUUUGCUGCAGAGACAGACGGAAGCUCUGAGCCGAGCAGAGCAGGAGUUUCGCGAACUCCGUGAGGAAUAUCAGGUUCUUAAAACAGAACAUGAAUUGAAUCAAGAGAGGACUAAAGAAAAAGACGGCAGCUUUGUUCGCUUGAGAGAUGAAUACCAAAAUUCUAAACUUACUUGGGAAAAAGAGAUUAUGCGAUUGCAAAUGUCAACGGAGUCCGGUAAAGAAGAGUUGCAAGCGGUAAAAGAGGCUUAUAAUCAACUUGAAGAAGAGCGCAAACAGCUGUCUAUUUCUGCAGUUCAUAAAGCCAAAGAAAUUCAUAACUCUGAGAUUGCCGUAAAAGAUCAAGAAAAUUCUCUUUGUACAACAUCUAAUGAGAUUAACCUUGUGAAGGUGAGCAGUCUCCAUGAAGAUCUUGAGGAGAGUCUUAUCAGUCCUCAUGAUAACCAUGAACCAACGUGUCACCCUGAUAAAGACGUUCCAGAUGAAAGCAUCGAGUUUCAAAAGGCUAGAAAAGAUGGCUGCUCUCAGAACAACAACAAGGAACUUGACAUUCCAAUGCAGGCAGAUAGAACAGUACCUGUAGUCUCACCAUCGGUUUCAACUGAUAACAUCUUAAGGCCUGAGGAUAUCAAUCCCAUGAUGAAUCAACUGUCAAAGCUGUGUGAUGAAACAAAAACCGGUGUCAGUGAAAGUGAGCCAGUCUGCAGUGCAGAUGAUAAAGCAUGCCCCUCAAACCCAGUCCAAAGUGACACAGACAGUUGUCUUGCUGAGCUAUCAGGGCCUGAAACCAGGUCUGUUUAUGGCGUAGACGGCGACCCUUUGGCUUUGAAACCAAAAGAUAGACCACUGGAGCAGAAUCUGUGUACUUCUGAAGUGACUGAAUCCCAGACAUCAGAUAAACACAUGGACAGCCAGGGAUAUGCUACAUCUCAGUCCAAAGAAGUCAAAGACCACCAGAAUGCCGCACCUGAAUUUCUCCACAAAGUUUCACAAAAGGAAAGUCAAACAACUGCAGAGAGAUUUUCAGAAGACAAAACUGCAAACUCAAAUCCACAAGACACACUUGUGUUUUACGACAAAACGACCAUUACAGAAGAAAUGAUUGAUGCCCAACCAAGCCUAUACCACCAAACCGUUCAUGAGGAGCCUCGAACCAACUUUGAUAUUGCGAGUGCCACAAUAACUUCAGAUAUACUCCUCCACAAGUCCAAAGAUCAGUUUUCUCCACCUGAAUUGAUUUGUGAACACUCACAAAGCCAGGUGGGCGGCUCAACUGAAACAAGCCUCUACAAUGUGGUCAACGAGCUGGAAUCUAAAGAGUUGCCUCUUGUUGAUCAGACCACUUCAGUGACUGCAGUUGACACAUUGGAGGUCAUAUCAGAAAAUAACGAUCAAAAUGAUUCAGAACCAUUGAAAUCUCAACAGAUUGAAAUUAGUGUUUCUACUGAAGAAGCCAAGAUCACAAACCCAGAACAAGAUCCUUCUUCUCCUGGGUCUACAACAGCAAAUGGCCAAUCAGAUGUUGACCAGAAGAGCAUUCCAUUGGUAGAUACUUCAAACCAUCCUGGAAAUAGAAGAUGUCAGUCGUCCUUUGCAUGGGACACAUUUAUGAAAGGGAAAAAGAUGCCACAUCCAAAACCGCUAAGAACUGAGCUGUGGUCCUCUGGAUUUCAUGAACUUGUUUCUCCAUUUUGUGCUCCCAUAUUUAUGAAGAAUAAAUUGCCAAAAACAGCCAUAAUGAAGACUCCUGACAGACUGGAAACCUCAAGCAAGCGUCCCCACCAAAAUAGUGACUGUCAAGGAGAGUGGAAUGCUAUCAAGCAGUCUUUUUCUGAAAUGUUAACAGAGAAAGAGAAUCAAGUUCUUAUCUCCUACAGCUCGACUCUGAGUGGCAGUCCAACCUCUUCUUCUGUGGGUAAUGGGCUGCGACAAAACUCCACUCCUACCGUUCCUCCUCCCAAACUCCAGAGCGUGGAGAAACCGACCCGGCCUAUGGAAUCUAGCUCUGAAGGAAAAGAACGAAAACAAUCUGACAUAAUGGCCAAAUUGCAAAAAUUGAGGAAUUUAUGUCAACUGAAGGUUUAAUGCCUCCAAAAAGACUCAAAACUGAUUGAUAUGUGCUAGAAAUGCAUGCGUUCGUAAGUCGUUACAGAGUUUAAAAUGUUUUUGCUUGGGUAUGUUUCUAACCCUCCUUGUGAGUAGAUACAGUGAAUACCAUAUUUGUGUUAAUUGCUUACUAUGUUUCCAAAUAAUUUAACUAAAUAAAUGUUCAAUG
Messenger RNA from Onychostoma macrolepis, 3345 nucleotides. RefSeq names its product coiled-coil domain-containing protein 73-like. The record is from RefSeq and is a predicted model, not a curated record. Bases 162 to 3155 code for a protein of 997 amino acids. The transcript has 19 exons. Lineage: Eukaryota; Metazoa; Chordata; Actinopteri; Cypriniformes; Cyprinidae.